GAAGCUUGUAUGUGUUAGCUGGGGACACAUGUGCCUGCUCUGAGGCGCCUGGAUAAGACGGUGGAUGGGAGAGGAAAAGCGAACGAGGGAGCCCAACACCCAGGAGCUCCUGGAUGGCAGUCUAAAGCCGUGGACACCGAUCAAACCGGGGAGGUCACUGACCCCAGCAGUGCUGCUGAGAAACCAUUAGGUCUAUUGCCAUGGAGACCAAAGACUCUGAAGACUGGGAAAAGCCCCAGAGGAAAUCAGUAAGCUUCUCGCAGAUCAAUUAUGGCCCAGAUGAGGCAAGGCCCGAGUUACUCCCAGAGAACAGGAAGACUCCCGAGGCUGACGAGGAGACCCAAGAUGAAGAACCCCUCUGCCGCAUUCCAAUCCAGAGGAACUCCAUCUUCAACCGUGCCAUGAGACACAGAAGCAAGGCCAGAAGCACAGCGGACAGGAGCACCAGACACCAGGCAGAUUCACCAGAAAGUGUGAAUUCUACAAAGGAGCCCCUGACCGCGAAUCUGCCUCAGAGAAGAACGACGCCCUGGAAAACAGUAGCACAGAGGGUCUCAGGAGCCGGGGAAGCCAGCGAGGCGUCCUCCACCCCGGGAAAUGGGACCACGCCCGAGGAGUGCCCGGCCCUUGCCGAAAGCCCCACCACGCUCACCGAGGCCCUCCAGAUGAUCCAGCCCAUUCCCUCGGACUCCUGGAAAAACCUCAUCGAACAAAUAGGGCUCUUGUAUCAAGAAUACAGAGAUAAAUCAACACUCCAAGAAAUUGAAACCCGGAGGCAGCAGGAUGCAGAAAUACAAGGCAGUGAGGGUGGGUCCCCAGCUGAGGAAGACACCCCAGAAGAAGAGGAGGAAGAGGAGGAAGAGCCAGCUAGCCCAGCCGAGAGGAGGGCUCUGCCCCAGAUCUGCCUGCUCAGCAACCCCCACUCCAGGUUCAACCUCUGGCAGGACCUUCCCGAGAUCCGAAGUAGUGGGAUACUGGACAUCCUUCAGCCCGAGGAGGUCAAGCUGCAGGAGGCCAUGUUCGAGCUGGUCACCUCCGAGGCCUCCUACUACAAGAGCCUGAACCUGCUGGUGUCCCACUUCAUGGAGAACGAGCGGCUGAAGAAGAUCCUGCACCCGUCUGAGGCCCACAUCCUCUUUUCUAACGUCCUAGAUGUUAUGGCUGCCAGUGAGCGGUUUCUUCUGGAGUUGGAGCACCGCAUGGAGGAGAAUAUCGUCAUAUCAGAUGUGUGCGACAUUGUGUAUCGCUACGCGGCUGAACACUUCUCAGUCUACAUCACCUAUGUCAGCAACCAGACCUACCAGGAGAGGACAUACAAGCAAUUGCUACAGGAAAAGACAGCUUUUCGGGAGCUGAUUGCACAGCUGGAGCUGGACCCCAAGUGCAAGGGCCUGCCCUUCUCCUCCUUCCUCAUCCUGCCCUUCCAGAGGAUCACACGCCUCAAGCUACUGGUCCAGAACAUCUUGAAGAGGGUAGAGGAGAGAUCUGAGCGUGAAUGCACUGCCUUGGAUGCCCACAAAGAGCUGGAAAUGGUGGUGAAGGCAUGCAAUGAGGGUGUCCGAAAAAUGAGCCGCACAGAACAGAUGAUCAGCAUUCAGAAGAAGAUGGAGUUCAAGAUCAAGUCAGUGCCCAUCAUCUCACACUCCCGGUGGCUGCUGAAGCAGGGCGAGCUGCAGCAGAUGUCCGGCCCUAAGACCUCCCGCACCCUGCGGACCAAGAAGCUCUUCCAAGAAAUUUACCUCUUCCUCUUCAAUGACCUGCUGGUCAUCUGCCGGCAGAUCCCUGGAGACAAGUACCAAGUGUUUGACUCAGCCCCAAGAGGCCUGCUGCGUGUGGAGGAACUGGAGGACCAGGGCCAGACGCUGGCCAACGUGUUCAUCCUGCGGCUGCUGGAAAAUUCAGAUGACCGGGAGGCUACCUACAUGCUGAAGGCAUCCUCACAGAGUGAGAUGAAGCGUUGGAUGACCUCACUGGCCCCCAACAGGAGGACCAAGUUUGUGUCCUUCACGUCCCGGCUGCUGGACUGCCCCCAGGUCCAGUGUGUACAUCCAUAUGUGGCCCAGCAGCCUGAUGAGCUGACACUGGAACUUGCCGACAUUCUGAAUAUCUUGGAGAAGACUGAGGAUGGGUGGAUCUUUGGUGAGCGCCUGCACGACCAGGAGAGAGGCUGGUUCCCCAGUUCCAUGACAGAGGAGAUCCUGAACCCCAAGAUCCGCUCCCAGAACCUCAAGGAAUGUUUCCGAGUCCAUAAGAUGGAGGACCCUCAGCGCAGCCAGAAUAAGGACCGCCGGAAGCUGGGGAGCCGGAAUCGGCAAUGAGCUGCAGCUCAAGCACCAGCCUAGAGGAGGCCUGUGGGCAGGGCGAGAAAGGGCCCAGCAGGGACCCCAACAAACACAGGCAGCCUUCCCAGGCAGGAAGGGUGGCUUGGUCCUGCACUGGCCCUGCCCAGGCAGUGAGGGCUCUGGUGUCUUGGCCACUGGCUCACUUACACUGGAGAAAGGAUGAAUUUUUAAGCAGUAUUUAGCUACCUCUCCAGCCUCAGAGCUAGGAGGGGGUGGACAUGUUCCAGGGGAGUUCCAAGGACUAGACAAAGUGCAGACCCAGGGGUCCCUAGCAGGAGGCAGGCAGAAGGUGACAACUGUCGGGAAUAUCCCCCGCACUGCACGCUCUUUCCCUACUUUGGAAGCUGUUAAAAGUCUACCAAGCACAUGGAUGGGCCACCCUUGCCUGGGGGAGCUUGGAGCACCCACCUCUGCCUGCCCCUCCCUGUGCCUCUUCCAGCCUCUGUUGCACGGCCAGGCCCUGUCCUCAUCAGGCCUCCCAGAGUUUGGCUGAGGGCUCAUGCUGCCUCUGGCUCCUUGAAGGGCUGGAUGCCACUUGUGUCUCCUGGCCCCUGAAGGAGCCCAGGCAUUUUGCGGCUCACUGCAUCCUGUAUGGUCAUGGUUCUGAGAAAAGCAAAUACCAUUUUUGGCUGCAUUAAAAGAAGCAUCAUGUAUAAAAUAAA
Messenger RNA from Nannospalax galili (Upper Galilee mountains blind mole rat), 3004 nucleotides. It is a transcript of the gene Ngef, whose product is annotated as neuronal guanine nucleotide exchange factor. The coding region runs from base 201 to 2318 and encodes 705 amino acids. Gene Ontology annotation, biological process: activation of GTPase activity. Gene Ontology annotation, molecular function: guanyl-nucleotide exchange factor activity; protein binding. The record is from RefSeq and is a predicted model, not a curated record. The transcript has 15 exons. NCBI's taxonomy places the organism in Eukaryota, Metazoa, Chordata, Mammalia, Rodentia, Spalacidae.